AUGCUCAGCUCCAGCAAGCGUAACGCCCAGCGUGAGGGCCAGUCUCGUGGCGCUCCCUCGGCCACUCAGUCGAGUGCUCACUUGUCCCUUGCUCGCUUUGAUGGCAACCGUGACCCCGUCCCCACUGGACCCGCUCCUCAGUUGAUCGAAGGCAUUUCCAACAAUGUCAAGAACAUCGACCUCGGCGCUGGCAUGUGGUCUGACGCUCGCGGUGCACGCAACGCCUUCCAAGGCCGUCAGCCUGCUUCAAAGCUCGGCAGAGAGGUCAACAUUCAGUUGAACGCUUUCGCCGUCACUGCUCUGCCCGUCAAGCCUAUUUACCAGUACCAGGUCAUGGUUGGCACUGGCGCUGAGAAGCGUGGCUUGAUCAAGGCCGUGUGGAACAGCCAGGCUACUAGAAAGCACCUCGGCGCUGGUUGGAUCUUUGACGGCCAGACUCUCGCCUGGAGCAGCGAGAAGAAGGAGACUGAGAUCCGUUUCAACGUCAAUCUCGACGAUGAGGCUGGUCACAAGGCUCGUCCUGGCGGUACUGAUGUGCACCGCGUCAUCCUCGGGCUUACUGCGGUCAUUGACUUCACGACAUUGACCGCCUACCUCAACAACCAGGCCGCUUACGACAAGAAGAUCCUCCAAGCCAUCACUGUGCUGGAUCACAUCAUGCGCGAGAGCCCCUCGAACAAGUUCAUCUCAAUCAAGCGCUCCUUCUUCGCCGCCGCUUCUCAACGCACCUCACUGGGUGGUCACGUCGAACACACCACUGGUGUCUAUCAGUCUUUGCGCAUUGCCCACCACCCUGGUGGUAACCGUCUGGUCGUCAACGCCGACGUCGCCAACGGGACCUUCUGGUCGCCUGGUCCCCUCUCGAGAGCCGUCGUCGCUGUUACGAGACUCAGAGAUGAGGCCGAGAUCCAGCGCUUGCUCGCGCCUAACAACAACAAGUGGUACGAUCUUCGUCGUCUGAAGAAGCUUCGCGUUUUCGCCGGUCACCGCAAGGGCGCCAUUGAUGACUAUGUGAUCGACUCCUUCUUGAGAUCAGACUCGUCUCACCUAUUGAGCUUCAAGGACGGUAGCAAGAAGUCUGUCAAGGACUACUUCCAGCAAACCCACAACAUCAGACUGCAGUAUCCUGGCUGGCCUGUCGUUCAGAUGACCAAGAAGGCCAUUCUUCCCUUGGAGCUUCUCAAGAUCAAGGAAAACCAGCGUUACACCUUCAAGCUUGAUGAGGUCCAGACUUCCAACAUGAUCAAGAAGGCUGUCACUCCUCCUAGGGACCGCUGGACUGCCAUCUCGGCCGGUAUCAACAUGAUCAACUGGUCCACGGACCCCUCCCUCGCCCAUUAUGGCAUGUCCAUCCAGCAGCAGCCCAUUGUCGCUAAGGCUCGCCUGUUGACCAACCCCAAGCUGCAAUUUGGUGGCACCGGCAGUGCUGCUCAGGCCGACCCCAGAACCAGUGGUCGUUGGGACCUGAAGGGCAAGAAGUUCGCAUCCAUCCCUCCUCCCGCCGUUUUGAACGGAACCUGGGGUGUCUGCGUGGUGCCUGGCAGAUUCCAGGUUGACAAGGCUGCUAUCGAGAGAUUCGUCAAGAGCUUCGCCCAAUCCUACGGUGUUCACGGCGCAUCACUCNCCCCUGCCUACCAGACCCCUGCUAUCCACUACCCCUCAAGCCCCGAUCCUGCUAGCUUUGCGCAGGAGGCCUUUACUGUCGCCGGCAACAAGCACAAGUUGAGACCACAAAUUCUUAUGUUCAUCCUGAUGGACAAGAACAGCUUCGUCUACGGCAAGAUCAAGAGAUUCUGCGAAUGCAAGCUCGGCAUUCCUUCUCAGUGCGUCCAGUACGCCCACGUUCAGAAGGCUCAGCCUCAGUACAUCUCGAACGUAUUGAUGAAGUUCAAUGCCAAAUUGGGCGGCUUCACCAACACCGCCUUCACGCAGCAGACCGUCAAGGGUAUCCUCGACAACACCACCGUCGUUAUUGGCGCCGAUGUUUCUCACUCUGCUCCUGGUCUGAAGGGCCCCUCCAUGGCCGCCAUGACUGUCUCGAUGAACCUCCAGGGCACUCGUUACGCUGCUGCGGUCGAGACCAACGGUUACCGUGUCGAGAUGAUCACCGACGAGAACAUCGAGAGGCACAUCAUGUCGCUUAUCAAGAACGGCUGGGUCAACAAGGUUGGCCAGGGCAGAGCUCCUGCCACUGUCCUCUACUUCCGUGACGGUGUCUCCGAGGGCCAGUUCGCUCAAGUCAUUGACCAGGAAGUGGCUGCUAUGAAGAAGGCUUUCCUUAAGGUGUUCAACAGCUCUCCCAAGUUCUUGGUCGUCAUUGCCUCCAAGCGCCACCACGUCCGCUUCUUCCCCCAGAGCGGUGGCGACAAGAACAACAACGCCCUUCCCGGCACUCUCGUUGAGACUGGAGUUACUCAGCCCUACGAGAACGACUUCUACCUUUGCGCCCAUGCGGCCAUCAAGGGCACAGCUCGUCCCGUUCACUACAACGUCCUGCUCAACGAGCCUCAGUGGCCCAACGACAAGAUCCAGACACUGAUCUACGAGCACUCAUACCAGUACAUCCGUGCUACCACUCCUGUGUCGAUCUUCCCUGCCGUCUACUAUGCCCACAUUGCCUCUCUGCGCGGUGCUCACCACAGCAAGGGCUUCGGCGUUGAGGUCGACCAGCAGUCCACUGUUCAAGGUCCCAGCAACACUGGUUCCGAGGAUCCUGUCUUCNCCCCUCUUCUUGCCAUGGCCAACCCUGCCACCAUGAACCCUGGCAUGUGGUACAUCUAG
Molecule: messenger RNA, 2781 nt
Organism: Aureobasidium vineae
Lineage: Eukaryota; Fungi; Ascomycota; Dothideomycetes; Dothideales; Saccotheciaceae
Source: the annotation of a GenBank genome assembly